CACAGUGGCUCCACUUUCCUCCAGCAGGGGGCAACCCCUCGUUCCCAGGCCUGCUGGGGUGGGCAGAGACGGGGAGGGGUCGGUGCCUAACGUUCAUCCUGGCAGCUGCUUCAAUGCGGCCGUGCAGGGGCUGGGGAACUCCCAGCUACUGGAUGUGGGGCCAGAUGAUCUCCCAGGGCGGCUGGGCCUGUCCCAUGGGGCCUCUUCUCCGCUAUGGGUGCUGAGCCCCCUUCACCGGGGGUCGCCCACUUACGCCCCUCGUUAGCCGGCGGAGCUCUCUCCCGCACGCCAAGGCCUUAAUUAACCUGUGGGCCCCUGAGCACCAGGCUCUGAUCAAACCAGGCUGGGGAGGCUCCCCUGUGACCAGUCGUUAACCUGGGGAACUCACUGCCACUAGCUGCAGCCUGGAAUUAGAAACCCGCCACCGUUUCCUUUCCAGUUAAAAUGACCAGAGCGCUGGUCUCCGGAGACGGGCAGGCGCCUCAUUCGCCUGCCCCACAAUGAAAGGAUGGGCUCCCAGGGGCAGCUGUCAGAACUCACUGCCCUCUGUCAACAAGCAGGAGCAGCUGGGGCAGUAGGGGGCAUUUCAGCCCUGGGGGGCAGCUUGGUAGGGGGGGCAUCUGCAGGCACGAACAGCAGGGGAGUGACCAUCAGUAGGUUUCAGAGUUAACACUGUAGGGACCGGCUGGCUCAGGCUCCCGGCAGACCUGGGUGCGGCUGGGCUGGGGGAAGUCUGGGCUGCCGUGAUAAGGGCUCCGGCCCCUGACUCAGCCCUGGAGGUGCCAACCAUGACGGCUCCCCCCAUUUCCCCCCGCCCCUGUCAGUUCCUGCCCUGGAGCGAGAUGCGGACCCCGGCGGGGAGACGCCCUGAACCGAUGGGCUCGGCCGUCUGGGUCCUGCUGGCCCUGCUGGUGCCCGGCCUGCUGUGGGGCUUCCCCCCACGGCUGGAGGUACGGGGGGCCGGGGAUCAGAUUCUGCUCCCUUGUGGGGCUCCGGGCCCCCAGGUGCGCUGGGUCUGGGCCCCCCAAUACCCCAAAUGUGCUGGUGACCCCGGAAACCUCGAAAUCGCCCGGCUGCCCCCCAGGCUGGAGCUCCCCCCAGCCCAGUUCAGGGGGCGCCUGGACCCCCACCCCUCGGCUCCGGGGGCCCUGCUGCUCCGGGACCUGGUCAUGAGCGACUCGGGGACCUUCACCUGCCUCAGGGAGUCUGAGCCCGAGCCCCCCAUCCAACUGGAGGUGACAGGAGGCUGUCGGAACAACCUCACCGUCUCCUCCAACUGGACCUCCCCCUUGGCCCUGACCCUCCGCUGCCACCGCUGCCCCCUGCUGGCCGGCCCGGCCUCCUUCCGCUGGUUCCUCAAAUCCCGGCCCCUGGGCAACCAGCGCUGGGCUACCAAGAGGGAGCGGGGGGCUACCGUGCAGCUGGACCCGUCCCGGCGGGCGGCCUGGGGGCGCUGGGAAUGUCGCCUCCUCGGCGCCGCCUCUGGCGGCUUUGAGUUCUGCGUGGAGCCUCCCCUCAGGGCAGGGGGCCCAGGCCCCGGCUCUCAGUGGGAGAUCUGGAUCGCGGCGGCGGCUCUGGGUCUGAUCGGGGCAGGGCUCGGCGCCUGGUGCCUGUGGAGAUGGAGGCGGGGCAGGAACCAACAGAAUCAAAACAAACGAGAGAAAGAAACGGGUGAGAGAGAGAAACAAACGCACACAACCACCGCACUCGCAGACCCGCUACCCCGGUGUCCCACCGCUCCCACCACGGGUCAGAGCCGCGGGGCCCAGCUACCUCAAUAUCCCACCGCUCCUACCACGGGUCAGAGCCGUGGGGCCCAGCUACCUCAAUAUCCCACCGCUCCCACCACGGGUCAGAGCCGUGGGGCCCAGCUACCUCAAUAUCCCACAGCUCCCACCAUGGGUCAGAGCCGUGGGGCCCAGCUACCUCAAUAUCCCACCGCUCCCACCACGGGUCAGAGCCGUGGGGCCCAGCUACCUCAAUAUCCCACCGCUCCCACCACGGGUCAGAGCCGUGGGGCCCAGCUACCUCAAUAUCCCACCGCUCCCACCAUGAGUCAGAGCCGUGGGGCCCAGCUACCUCAAUAUCCCACCGCUCCCACCAUGAGUCAGAGCCGUGGGGCCCAGCUACCUCAAUAUCCCACCGCUCCCACCACGGGUCAGAGCCGUGGGGCCCAGCUACCUCAAUAUCCCACCGCUCCCACCACGGGUCAGAGCCGUGGGGCCCAGCUACCUCAAUAUCCCACCACUCCCACCAUGAGUCAGAGCCGUGGGGCCCAGGUAUCCCACAGCUCCCACCACAGGUCAGAGCCACAGGCCCAGCUACCCCAAUAUCCCGCCGCUCCCACCAUGGGUCAGAGCCAUGGAGCCCAGUUACCCCAGUAUCCCACCUCGCCAGCUGAGUGCAGGGUGAAUGCCAGGUCUCUUGCCUGAGUAGCCGGGUCCAUAACCCUCCCAGCCAUGUUCAGUCCGCAAGGACCCAGUGGUGGGUAGUUCCACAGGUCGACUGGCUCCUUGCUCAGACCCCCCCACACACUAUCCCAUCCCUACUUCCCUCUCCAUUUUCUCCUUCUCUCCAUCCUGUGCCAAGGAGCCCCCAGGCUCCAUUUAUCCCCCCCGGAAGAGCCGCGGCUCGGAGCCAAAUCGACUGAAAGACGCCUCACGCCCCAGAGUCGGGAA
Gopherus evgoodei (Goodes thornscrub tortoise) is the source of this 2678-nucleotide messenger RNA. RefSeq names its product protein kinase C-like. Lineage: Eukaryota; Metazoa; Chordata; Testudines; Testudinidae. The transcript is spliced from 7 exons. Bases 789 to 2432 code for a protein of 547 amino acids. The record is from RefSeq and is a predicted model, not a curated record.